GCAUUUGAACCUAAAUCCAAAUGUAUUCAAAAGAACAUCUUCCUUGGUAAAAAUUGUUUGGUUUCUGGGAAAGAAGAUUGUCUUUAUUUGAAUAUUUAUAGACCAAUGGUUUCUAAUGCACAAGAUUUGUUGCCCGUAAUGAUAUUUAUUCAUGGAGGCGGAUUUUUUGCGGGAAGCGCUCACCCAGACGUUUAUGGACCAGAAAAGUUAAUGAAAACGCAAAAAGUUAUUUUAGUUACCUUUCAGUAUCGUUUAGGUCUCCUAGGAUUUUUUUCGACUAAUGAUACAGCAGCACCAGGCAAUCAAGGUUUUAAAGAUCAAUUAGGUGCUUUGCAAUUCAUUCAUAAGUACAUACAAUAUUUUCAUGGUAAUCCUGAAAAAAUAACACUAGUUGGUCAUGGUGCUGGAGCCGCAUCUGCUCAGUUACAAUUAAUGAAUCCCCAAACUAAAGGGCUUUUCCAUAGAAUGAUUUUGUUGAGUGGUACUGCUAUUGCACCUUAUAAUGAACCUACAGUUAAUCCAGCUAAGCAAGUUUAUCACUUAGCUGAGUACUGCGGAAUUAAGAACGCGAGUCAAUUAAGUACCUUUGAAGUAGUGAAAAAAUUAAAAGAAAUUGAUGCGGAAACCCUAAUUCAAGCUGCUGACUAUUUUCAUACAAACGGAAUUGAUCCAGUAGUUGUUUUUAAAAUUGUUUUAGAGAAUCCAGAAAGUAAAACUGCUUUUAUAACAAAACAUCCAAAAGAACUUUCAAAAACUGGUAAAUAUUAUUAUGUUCCAAUUUUAACCGGCAUUUUGGAAAAUGACGGUUCCGUAAGAACUAUGUCAAUGAGGAAUAACGAUACAGAAAUUAAGAGAUUCAACACAGAUUUCAAUGAUAAUUUGGCUGUAUUACUUGCCGUUGAAAAUAAUGACGAUGUUCUUGGGAAAAUAAUUGAUUAUUAUUUAAAGGGUGAACGAAAUUUGAAUAAUAUGACGUUUAAUAAUUUUGAAAAGGUAGUAAGCGAUCGAGCUUUUAUGUACCCAUUUUAUGAUGCAGUUUUGGAUUUAUUGGAGUUCAGUGAUAAAUCUUUGAUAUUAUACAAAUUUGAUAAAAAAGUUUCUGCUUCCUUUUCAAAAGUUUAUACAUCCGAUUAUAUAGAUUCCUCCACCAGUGGUUAGUACUUUAAAUAAUCUUUAAAAUAUUUAAAUUUUAUGUUUAUGUGUAUAUGUCUUAUCGUUGUAGGACCCGUUCAUGGAGACGAUCUUUUAGAACUAUUUUAUUUUAAAACAAAGAAAUUUAAUUUAAAAACAAAUGAUAGCAUUGACAAUUCUCCAUUUUUUGACUAUAUUAUAAAAUUUAUCACAGAUGAACCAA
This is a messenger RNA of Condylostylus longicornis, 1354 nucleotides long. RefSeq names its product juvenile hormone esterase-like. NCBI's taxonomy places the organism in Eukaryota, Metazoa, Arthropoda, Insecta, Diptera, Dolichopodidae. The coding region runs from base 106 to 1158 and encodes 350 amino acids. The transcript has 5 exons. The record is from RefSeq and is a predicted model, not a curated record.